This is a messenger RNA of Cygnus olor (mute swan), 1758 nucleotides long. RefSeq names its product programmed cell death 7 (gene PDCD7). Lineage: Eukaryota; Metazoa; Chordata; Aves; Anseriformes; Anatidae. The transcript is spliced from 5 exons. The record is from RefSeq and is a predicted model, not a curated record. Bases 1 to 1377 code for a protein of 458 amino acids.
AUGGCGGCCCCGCCGCCGCCGCCCUUCCCGGGCCGCUUCGCGCCGCCGCCGCCGCCGUUCCGCGCCUUCCCCCCGGGGCCUUUCUCCCCCGCUCCUCCGCCUCCCUCCGCGGCCUUCCCCGGCCCCUCGGGCCGCCCGGCUCCCCCCUUCGCGGCGGCGGCGGCGGCUCCCCCGCCGUUCCUCCUGCCCCCCGAGGCCGCUCCCUACUUCCCGGCGCCUCGCCCCGCCGCCGCCCCGCCGCUCUUCCCCCCGUGGCCCUCAGCCGAGCGGCCCCCGGCCGGCCGCGGGGCCCCGCCGGGCGAUGCGGAGGCGGAGGAGGAGGCUCAGCAGCGGCAGCGGGACGAGCAGUGGCUGGCGCAGUUCCUGGCCCGCCGCCGCCGGGCUCCCCCCGCUGCUCCUCCUCCUCCGCCGGUGCCCCCCGGUGCCAGCCCCGAGGUCGGGCGGCGGCUGGCGGUGACGGCUCUGGGGCUGGUGGCUCGCCUGGCCGCCGCCUGCCGGGCCCUGAGGCGGCUGGAGGCCGAGGGGGACGAGGAAGGAUGGGGCGAGGUGCGGGUGGAAGCCGAGGCGGUGAGGUCGGAGCUGCGGGAGGCCGUGAGGCCCCUGAGGGAACCCGGCUACCUGCGGGAGCUGGGGAGGAAGGCCGAGAAGGCGAGGAAGAGGAGGCAGCGCCUCCAAAGGAGGAAGCAGGAGGCCAAGGCGGCCAAGGAGGAGGAGGCCGCCCGAGCCGCCGAGCGGGAGGCCGAGAUCGACCGGUGGAGGGCCAAGUGCAUCCAGGAGGUGGAGGAGAAGAACCGGGAGCGGGAACUUAAGGCUGCUGCAGACAGUGUCUUAUCUGAGGUCAGGAAGAAGCAAGCAGACACAAAGAGAAUGAUGGACAUCCUGCGUGCCUUAGAAAAGCUUCGGAAACUGAGAAAAGAGGCUGCUGGCAGAAAAGGUGUUUGUCCACCUCCCUCAGCAGACGAAGCAUUUGAAAGUCAGGUAGAAAGUCUCAAAACGUUGCUAAAAAACCGGACAGAGCUGUACGAAGCUGAGGAGAGAGCAUUAAGAGUUAUGUUGGAGGGAGAGCAGGAGGAAGAACGGAAGAGAGAAAUGGAGAAGAAACAGAAGAAGGAAAGGGAAAAACUUUUACAGCAGAAACGUGAAAUUGAUUCCAAGCUCUUUGGGGAUCCAGAUGAAUUUCCUCUUGCCCAUCUACUGCAACCCUUCAGAGAAUAUUACUUACAAGCCGAGCAUUCUGUAGCAGCGCUAAUCCAGAUCAGGCACGAAUGGGAUCAGUACCUGGUGCCAGCCGAUCACCCUGAAGGAAGCUGCAUCCCUCCAGGAUGGGUUCUUCCAAGUCUCCCCACAAACGACACUUGGGCCACUGCUGUCAGAUAAUUUAGAAAUAAAUUAUUUUAACUUUGAAGGAAUGUUUCAUUCUAGUUGUGUGUGUAAAUGUGAGAGGAUCCAAAGAGGAGGUCUUGUCCUUGGGUCCUGUUUCUGGUGGCCAGAUACUGGAAUAUCUUGAAGAAAACAGUAAGAAAUGUUUCUGUUUUCUGACUCUGGAGGGAAAUAUCUGAGCAAGUCCAAAGCUGUCAGGCCUCUUGUGGCACAGAAUUACAAUCCUGCUGUGAGUUUUUGUUAACAAAUCUCUAUCUUCAUAAAGUAACGUUGCUGACGAGGUUAUUUGUGCCAGUAUUCACAGUGCUAUUUUUAGUGACUUUUAUCUUUAUAAGCCUAAAUCAAGAUGUUGAAAUCUCCAGAAAUAAAAACGUUGUU